Molecule: messenger RNA, 1950 nt
Organism: Brassica napus (rape)
Lineage: Eukaryota; Viridiplantae; Streptophyta; Magnoliopsida; Brassicales; Brassicaceae
Exons: 5
Coding region: 176-865 (229 amino acids)
Source: RefSeq, a predicted model, not a curated record
GGAAUGGCAACCAGAUUCUACCACGUGGGAAUAAAUUCUACGGCUAGAGAUAAAAGAGAGUGUCUCACUUCACUUCCGAGCAAUCUCAGCCGUUGCUUUACAUUCACCGACAGUCUCUGACUCUCUUGUCUUAAUAACCCCCUGCCAUCCUAGGAAGAAUCGAAAGAGCUAGAAAAUGAUCAGAGCGUUUUUCCUCUUCCUUGUCUUCUUCAUCAUCGGGACGCAAGUCCACGCGCAGCUAAUUCCACCAUCGAAGCCCGAUGGUUUCGUAUACCCACCGGGUCGCCGUGUUGACCCGGAUACAAUACUAAUCGAGGCGUUUUAUGACCCGGUGUGCCCGUACAGUAGAGACUCUUGGCCGCCGCUAAAGCAAGCUCCUAAACACUAUGGAUCUCGCGUUUCCUUACUCCUCCACCUACUUCCGUUACCGUACCAUGACAAUGCGUAUGUAACUUCUCGUGCUUUACAUAUAGCGAACACUCACAACGCUAAUGCUACCUUCAGUUUGCUGGAAGGGUUCUUUAAGCAUCAGGCAAUGUUCUACGGUGCGCAAACACAACUCCUGACUAGACCUGAAGUUGUGGGAAGAAUUGUCAAGCUUGGAACAGCUACGUUGGGAAACUCAUAUCGACAUGUUCUCAAAUCCGGCUUCAACGACACAAAGUCGGAACGUGCAACCAGAGUUUCAUUUAAGCAUAGCACUUCAAGAGGUGUUUAUGGAACACCAACCUUCUACGUGAAUGGGUUCAAAUUGCCGGAUGCUGAUACUCCCUCUGAACUUGGAGGAUGGAAAAAAAUUAUUGAUUCUCUGAUUCAUCCACAAAAGAAAUCAUUGUGUUCCGGGAAGUCAGGAACACAAGAUUGACGUCCUUUCUCGAACCCAAAGACGUCGCACAGCUGAAAGAUGGUCAUGGAGUGGAACUGCCUGUUCACAAUGAAGGAGAACAUCGCCUUAUCAGCUACCGGGUUGUCCUCGUCAGGAUGGUAGAGGCGGGCUGAUGCGAGGAACUGCCUGGUCAAAUCAGCAUAGCAAUCACAGUGGAGAUCGAAGAUGUACCCCAGGCCAAUCUUCUCUAACAAGGCUUCAAUAUCCUCGGUUAUCCCCAAUGCAUCUGUAGUGUCUCUGUGAGCGAAGCGCGACAGACAUAUUUCCACUCCCCUUAUCUGUUCGUAGAAAUCAUCAUCAUGUAUAUCCCACUGCUGGGUUAUCUCUCGAUUCGCAGGAUGAGACCUAUCUGUCUUUCUGAAAUUGCCCUUUGUGCUGAGCCUAGCAGUCUGUACCGAGGAACUCCCACGCUCACCCUUCUUCUUCUGUCUCUUAGGCAUUAUUUGCAAAAUUAAUUCAUCAAAACCCAAGUAAGAGACAAAUAGAAAAACACUCUUAUAAAAUCAAUUCUGAUCAAUCCCCUAAACAUGUAAAUAUUUAGCACACAUCUCUUCUCAAAACUCAAGAUAACACAUCACACUCCAUUCCAAUUUUCGUUUUUCAAUUAAACUCCAAAAUUAAAAUUUUUAUUUUUCAGUUCCAAAUUCAUAAUUGCUUAAAGAAAUCAUGCUGCAAAGUGUUAAUCAUCAUGGAUAUUCAAGUAUUUCAUUCAAACAAUUAGAAUUUCAGUUUUAAUUUGAACUUUUAUCAACAUUAUGACCAUUGGAAAUAAUUUCUCUAAAAUCUCAAUUCAACCCACGAAAUUGGCAAUCAAGGUAACCCAUGAGUAUAAUCAUCACAAAUAAACCAUCCUAGAUGCCAUUCCAUUUAGAAUUCGGAGAUUCCCCAACAUCAAACCCUAGGGCGAUUUUAGAUUCCAAAAUUAGAGAGUCAUACCUGUGUCUUGAUGAAAACUGAUGGUAGAAACGGAUAGAGCUUGAAAAACUAAUGAGUUUAGCACCAAGAAUUACAAAAAUCGGAUGAGAGAUGAUGGAAAUCGAAUUUGGUGUUCUUGAGAGGUUUGA